CCGCCUCCAACAGGUCUUAUUGGUUGUAACCCCGUCCGUCCAGCGUUAGCCUGGGCUCCUAUUGGCCUUGGGAGAUGUCAAUUCUGAGUCGGGUCAAAGGCGGGUUUCGGCAAGCAGGAUAGGAAACCCAAUGCUGCAGUUUAUCCCUUGGAUCAGACGUGCCAAUUUUCUUCAUAUUUUGUACAGAGGUUCUGGAUUGGGACGGUCUUCAGUAUUUUUACUGUCUUCUGAGAGAACAAGGGCAGAACAGGUUUCUAACAAGUGGUACUCAGAUAUUCAUUCACCUACUCUGUGUAUUGAUAAUAACAUGGCUUCGGUACAGCAGCCAUCAUCCAAACAAUCAUUCCAUCCACAAACCUACCACAAUUUUUUAGUUUUGGAUUUUGAAGCAACCUGUGAUAAACAAUUGAUAAAACCUCAGGAAAUUAUAGAAUUCCCAAUCCUGAAGCUACAUGGAAGGACACUGGAAAUUGAAGCUGUGUUUCAUACAUAUGUUCAACCAGUUAUACAUUCAGAACUGACACCUUUUUGUACAGAGCUCACAGGGAUUGUUCAGUCUAUGGUGGAUGGAAAACCAACAUUACAGCAAGCCCUUCAGAUGGUUGAUGACUGGAUGAGAAAAGAAGGUUUGCUGGAUCCUAAAGUCAACUCCAUUUUUGUAACCUGUGGAGAUUGGGAUUUAAAAACAAUGCUGCCAGGACAAUGCCAACUCUUGGGUCUGCCAGUUCCUGAUUACUUCAAGAAGUGGAUUAAUCUCAAAAAGGCAUACAGCUUUGCGAUGGGCGAUUAUCCAAAGAGUGGACUGCCAUUUAUGAUCAAAGGCUUGAAUUUGCAACAUAUUGGCAAACUACAUAGUGGGAUUGAGACAUCAAAGAAUAUGAUCCAUUACCUUCCACUUCUCCGUAUUGAAAUGCUGAUACUUCAACUUCCACGUGUGAUUUCCCACAUUGUGAUCUGGAAUUUGCGCGACUUUGGUUCUCUAAUGUUUGCCCACCGAGUAAAAUUUUAAGCAAGUUAGGUUGUGUGUAAAUUGAGUCUCAACUGUAUUUAAAAAUGCUUUAAAGAUAGUGCUGUGGAAGCCAUCUCAUUCUCAAAAUUGGCCACGCUGUGGGCAAAAUAAGCUCUAUGGCUUUCUGUUGAUUUCACCUGUUGUGGCCAUUCAAAGGGAUUCUUCAGAUUCUACAGUAUCUCAGACACACCAGCACUAGUAGACACAGUUUAAAAGUUGUAAAUUCCCAGAGAUAUUUAAAAUACUAAGAAACUGACUAGUGUAUAUUGGUAAAACUGGUUAAUAGUUCAUGAUAAUUUUUAAAAACAAUUUUAAAUUAUUUA
Messenger RNA from Rhincodon typus (whale shark), 1332 nucleotides. RefSeq names its product ERI1 exoribonuclease 3. Gene Ontology annotation, molecular function: nucleic acid binding; 3'-5'-RNA exonuclease activity. Bases 131 to 1009 code for a protein of 292 amino acids. Gene Ontology annotation, biological process: exonucleolytic trimming to generate mature 3'-end of 5.8S rRNA from tricistronic rRNA transcript (SSU-rRNA, 5.8S rRNA, LSU-rRNA). The record is from RefSeq and is a predicted model, not a curated record. The transcript is spliced from 8 exons. NCBI's taxonomy places the organism in Eukaryota, Metazoa, Chordata, Chondrichthyes, Orectolobiformes, Rhincodontidae.